Anopheles cruzii is the source of this 3335-nucleotide messenger RNA. Its product is annotated as histone acetyltransferase p300-like. The transcript has 3 exons. The record is from RefSeq and is a predicted model, not a curated record. Gene Ontology annotation, cellular component: chitin-based extracellular matrix. The coding region runs from base 497 to 2401 and encodes 634 amino acids. Gene Ontology annotation, molecular function: structural constituent of chitin-based larval cuticle. NCBI's taxonomy places the organism in Eukaryota, Metazoa, Arthropoda, Insecta, Diptera, Culicidae.
GAACCAUUCCCCAGUGAACAGAGGGUCUCUCCAUUCCUCUGUGGUACCGUCGGCCCAACCCGCGCGAAACCGAACGCCCGGCCCAGCGUACAUUACAGCGAACGCAAUUCGGCAUUGUGCUCGUUCGUGUGUGUGUGUGUGCGUGUGUGUGAGAGAGAGUGAGUGAGAGUUCGUAAUAGUGUACUAGGACUACUGGCUACCGGAGUGAACAGGGUGGCGAUCGUGUGCGUGUGUGUUGCUGAGGACCGGUCAGGGUGCAACGCAAGGACAUACUCUCUAGGCGCUGCCUGUCGCUCCGUGCCGAUCCAGUCCAUCAAACUCAAUCAAAUUCGUACCCAGUAGAGAUUCUAGUCCCCGUCCGACGGACGGAGAAGCGCGGCACGGGAAACAGGUACACCUGUGGCCUGGUCAGCUAUCAAAACUUUCCAACGCUCCUAAACGUCGCAGCAGGAGCAGGUGUCCCAGAAAACAGUUCCAGUUGCAGUUCCGCUUCGGAAUGCGUUUCCAACGAACGCGGUUAGUGGUCGCCGUUGCCGCGUUGCUGGUGGCGACGUGCGGUGUCGACGGGCAAACGCGCCGCCUCCGGGUCCGGCCGCGGGUCCUGCCGGCGGCGGCUCCGGCUAGCACCGAGUACGGUGACAGCGCGGAAGAGUCGGCCGACGAUAACCGGCCGCAGGCGCAGGGUGCCUACCCGCAGUACUACCGGGCGCAGGACCGCAGCGGAGCAGGCGAACCGAGCGGCAAUGGCGGCGGCGGCCGACGCGGCGACGACCAGCGGUUGGUGCUGGUGGCGGCGUCCGACGAGGAGGACUACGAUGCGGGCGGCGGCGGCCGGUAUGGGCAGCCGGUGCUGAGGGCGCGCGCCGACCAAUCGUACCAACGGCCGGCGGCCAAGGGCACCCUGUCGACGGCGGCGCCGCCACCGGCCGCCCGGCAGAAGACGGAGCACAGCAACGAGGGCCGGGCACCGCCGGUGCAGACGAUCCGGAACUACAGCAAGGUCAACGAUGACGGUUCGUUCACGUUCGGCUACGAGGCGGCCGACGGCUCGUUCAAGGAGGAAACGCGCGGCACGGACUGCGUGGUGCGCGGCAAGUACGGCUACAUCGAUCCGGACGGCAACAAGCGCGAGUUCACGUACGUCUCCGGCAACCCGUGCGACCCCAACAACCCGGACGGCAGCGAAGAGGACGAGGCGGACCGGGCGGAACAGUCGGACGAUGCGGGCGGUGAGAACGUGCCGCAAAACUAUCCCGCCCGCCGCCCGGUGCCACUACCGGCCGCCCGGCCCACCCAGCCGCCGGCGGCCGCUCGGCCAACGGUCGCCACGACCGUCUUCCAGAACGACUACCAGAGCGAGCGGACGCGGCUCAGCGGCGGCUCGGGCGAGGAGGAGGUGCAGAUCGGGCAGCGGGGUGGGCGGCCAGUCGCCCGGCCGUUUGCCGGCGGUGCCGUGACACAGACCGUGACGCAGCGGCCGCGCGUUCAGCUCGCCCCAACCACGGCGCAUACGGUUGUCCCGGUCAACAUCACGCCCAAGCCGGUUUACCGUGCGUCCCCGCAGCCCACGUUCGCGCCCACCACCUACCGACCGGCGCCGAUCCUGGCCACCGAGUUUGGGAGCGGCUCGCCGACGACGCGCGGACCCUCCAACAUCGAUUUCGAGGCCGAGUUCAAGCGCUUCCAGCAGGACAACAAGGUGCCGUCAUCGACUACGUCACAGCCUCCGUCGCCGCCGCCAACUGUGACCUCGUCGUUCGGCAAGGGCGUCCCGUCCCAGGUGGGGGUGGCCAGCGGUAACCCGAUCUACCAGUCGCAGCUCAUCUUCGACCCGGCCUCCGGUCAGUACGACACCGCGCUCUACCAGCACCUGCCCCAGAGUGACGGUGACUUCCAGCUGAACCACCGCAUCCAGCCAUUCGUGAGUGGUCCGCCGAAGCAGCCGCCGCAGCACCAUCAUCAGCAGCAGCACCCGCAGCAGCACCCGCAGCAGCACCAUCAUCAGCAGCACCAGCUCGUUUCGCUCGAGCAGCUCCAGCAGCAGUCGCCGCUGUACCGUACGGUUGCGCCUGCUCCGCUUCGGCCGCCGCCACAGGCCGUCCAGAUACCGCAGCAGCUGUACCAGAAGCAGCAGAACGAGCUACAGUUCAUCAACAGCCAGCAGCUGUUCGCCCAGCAGCUCGAGCUCCAGCAGACCCAGCUGCGGGCCGAUCGGCUCGAGGCGGCCAAGAAGGUGAACGGGCCGCCCCCGCAGCUACAUCGCUUCCAGCCGCCGCAGGCGCUGCAGCAGCAGCCGCAGCAGCAGCAGCAGCAGCAGUACUACUUCAUCCAGCCGCAGCCGGGCUCGCCGCAGGGUGGUCAGAUAGAUGCGUUCCUGCGAGGUCACAAUAUCGAGUACUAAGACUACCCCCCCCUGACUCCUAACCAGCCCUUCCCCUCAUACCUGCCUCAGCUCUGUUUGGGCGUCGUCCACCUGUCAGUCCGAUCUGAGGUGAUCCCGGUCUCUUCUUUUCUGGUCUCUCUCUCUCUCUUUCUCUCUCCAUGGAGUCUAAUCUUUUCGGAAACUUUUCUUACCUAACCUACCUACUCACCUACUCUAUGGUCCCUUGCUGCUUUCGUCGCCCCCGCCCCCUGUAGUUGACCGUGUAGUAGAAAGCAGCCUAAAACUGCGAGAUUCGUGACUAAGUUUAAAUGUUCGUAACACUUCGACUGGCUCCGACUUUAUUCUGUACCAUAUCUUCCACCGCCCAGAACUCCCGCACGGUGGAGAUCAUUAAUGGGGGGUUUGGAGUCUCCGCACGCCACAAAACGACCCUCGUAGUCCAGGCCGAGCCGUGGCUCCUUGGGCUCCGCGUGGCUGCGUUUUUGUUUUCUUUUGUUUUCUGUUUUUAAAUCAUAUAUCGCACUACACACACACACACACAGUACUCGAUAAGUUAAGCGCAAGUUCUCGAGGUCCACCGAAAGCCCACGAGGUACUGGCAUAUAGCGUAGUGUUGAACGAAGUGUACCGUGUAGGGUUUAGUUUGGACCUGGCCGGGCUCAUAGGCAAGGGAAUUUGGUCAGGCUUCACCACCACCACACGGUUCCGGGAGAGUUCCGGAGUCGGACACAAAACAAACAAGGCCUAUACGCUGAACAUAGUUUUGAACAGUGCAGGCGUGCAGAAAACAUGAAGUUAGAAGAAGGAAGGCGGCCGAAACGAAACGAGGAAGAUACACACGAAGAAGACGAAGCUUGCAGACGAAAGUGUGAAUAUGUAGAGUAUAGUAACGUGAAGGAAAUCGUUUGAAACAAAAUAAAAACUAAGCAACUAAGCGAAAAACUACCGAAAC